This is a messenger RNA of Paramecium tetraurelia, 2196 nucleotides long. RefSeq lists its product as uncharacterized. The record is from RefSeq and is a predicted model, not a curated record. NCBI's taxonomy places the organism in Eukaryota, Ciliophora, Oligohymenophorea, Peniculida, Parameciidae. Gene Ontology annotation, molecular function: protein binding. The transcript has 2 exons.
AUGGAUUAGGAAUAUGACUUGUAAUUACAGGUGACCCGUAGUAAAAUAAAUCAAAAAAGUUCAAUACCUAGGUUUGCAUUUUAGAACAACCAACAAGAUUUUGAUGAAUCUUUAAAACAUUUAUCAUUAUAAUAGACUAGAAUUACCUAAUUGCCAGAUGGGUUGUAGAAACUUAGAAAAUUGAUAUCUUUGAAUUUGAAUGAUAACUACAUUAAAUAAAUAGAUUACAAUAUUUUAGAUGGAUUAAAGAACUUAGAAAUAUUGUUCAUCAGAAAUAAUCUAUUAUAAGAAUUCUAAUUUGGGAGAUUCCUGCAUUUGUAAUAACUAGAUUUAUCUCAAAACCAUAUUAAGAAGAUUUGCGCUGAAAUAGGAGAUUUGUUGCAAUUAGACCAAUUAUUCAUUUCCCACAACAGCUUCGUAGAAAUCCCUAAAAGCAUUACCAAACUAAAAUGUAUUAAAAUGAUUUAAGUAGACACUUUAAAUGUUUUCUAAUUAGAUUGGUUUAAGUAUGGGGAUCCAGGAGUUUAAGAGUUGUUUCAAUCUUAAGAUCUGAUAUAUUAAUUAUUACAUACAAUAGAGUUAUGCUGCAUAGGAGAAACAAUAUCGGCAAAGUAAUUGUUAAGUUCAAUUGCAUUUAAACAAUUUGCCUUAAAGUAUCAGGAUAAAGACAUAUAGAUCCAAUAUAAAAUCCAUUAGACAAUUUUGGAUGAAGACAUUGGGAUGCUGAGAACAUUCCUUUCUGAACCAAAAAAAUUUUAAAUUGAUGAAAUCAAUCAAGAAGACUACUCUCCUUUAGGAUUGUCGAUUUGGGAAGAGAAAUACUUAGCAGCAAGAUACUUAUUGUAUGCAAAUGCUGACCCAAAUAAAGGAGCUUCAUGGGCUAAGAGUUGUUUGAAUAUUGCAGUAUCAAAAUUGUAAUAUUAUCUUGUAUUUGAUCUAAUCAAGCGAAAUGUAGGAAUGCAUGAAUUGGAUAUAUAUGGUAAUAAUUGUAUUCAUUACUUAUUUUGUGUAUAUCAAAUGAAUGAAGUGGAGGCUCAAAAGAUUCUUUAAUUACUAUUAAAAAACGGAGUUAAUGGUAAUCAUAUAAAUAACAAUGGUUAUACUCCAAUUCACCUAGCUGUAUCAAAAGGAUACAUCUAAGUGAUUGAGUAUAUCUAUAAACAGAAAGAAUACAAAUUCAAUUUUAGAUAGAAAACCUAAAAAUAAAAGCAUAAUUGUUUACAUUUGGCAGUUCUAACAAGGUAGAUUUAUAUUGUCAAAUUUUUUAUUUAUAAAUUUCCAGAGUUUAUAUUUUAGAAAGACUACCAUGAUCUAAUUCCAAUAGAUUAUUUAAAAAAUGAUCUCACUAUCUACAAGUAUUUAAAGGGCUUUUAAAAAGUGGAAAUUCAACAUAUUCUAACAAAAAAUGAGAUAUUUUAUAAAUCACAAUUAUCAGAAGAAUGUGAUGAUAUUUUAUCGAUAAAAGUAUAGAGCUUGGCCUAGUUGGAUAAUUUAGGAUUAGAAAAUAAGAUACAAACAACAAGGAUUAAUGAGAUCACAAGAUAGAUUCCUUUAUCUCCUAAUAAUCUUAAAAGACUAGAGGAGAAAAACACUCUGAUGAAUCCAAAAGACUCUCAAAGAAUUUAGUGCUAGUUAUAUAAAGGGAUUAAAAAGAUUGCAUAUGAAUUCGAUAGAUUAUAAUAUAAUAAUAUUGAGAAUUUGCUAAAUCAAGAUCAAUUCCAAGAAUAGGUUGAUGACUUAAUUUAAAUAAAGAAGCUGCUGUAUUAAUUAAAUUGCAUAAAAAAUAUUAUCGAUUCUAAUGAGAUCUAUAACAAAUAAUGGCAUUUCUAAUUGAAAAGCUUGAAAUACCAAAUUAAUAAGUAAAUAUAUAGUGAGAGAAAUCUAGAGGAUUAAAAAAAGGCUUCAAGUUAGCUAUUGCAAAUCUUCUUAGAAAUGAUUAAGAAAGUUGAAAAUUUAUUUAAAAAGAAAGACAAUAUUGGGAGUUAGUUGCAUGAUUUUAUCAGCACAUAGUUUCUAUCAAUUCAUUCUGGAUUUGGGUUGGGUAAAUUAGUAGUGUUUUUGGAACAAAUUCUUAAAGAAUCUAACUCAGAUGUGAACCACCUAGAGCUAAUCCAUAUUAAACUUUAAUUAAAAAGUUUAUUGGUAAAAUAUAAUAUUUUCAAUUAAAAAUAACUAAUGAAUAUAUUUACUAUUUGA